CAUUCCCUCUCUCUUUGCCUAUUUUACUCACCCAAAUUUUAUUAGAAAGAAAGAAAAAACAAACCACUGCCUACUUUUUUCCCAACAGAGCAGAUUUCCAAUUUCCUGCCAAAAUGAAGUGGCCAAUGCCGAGCGGAUGGCAAUUCAUCGUCUACGGCAGCUUCGUCGUUGCUUUAGUUUGCAUUGUCCAUUCAAUCGACGAGAUUCGUUUUGAGAGUCUCUUCAAGCUGGAUAGAAUACCCUUAUUCCUUCCCGAAACAUUUCACCAUUCAAUCAGCAAGUCUAUUGCUGGGAAUACGCCACCGAAUAGUACAAUCCGAACCACCACAACCACCGAAACCCCCAAAAAGCCACGGCAAAAAAUCCAAAUACCACUCAACUGCACAUUCGGUGUCCAUCUAACUUGCCCGGCAAACUACUACCCAACGAGCUUCUUCCCCUCCCAAGAUGAUCGAGACGUCGACCAUCCACCACCCACCACGUGCCCGGAUUACUUCCGUUGGAUCCACGAGGAUCUACGGCCGUGGAAGGAGACCGGGAUCACGAGGGACAUGGUGGAGAGCGCCUGGAUGGAGUCCAACUUCAGGGUGGUGAUACUCGACGGGAGGGCUUACGUGGAGAGGCACAGGAAGGGGCAUACUUCCAGGGAACUUUUCACGCUGUGGGGAAUCCUACAGUUGUUACGGAGGUACCCCGGAAAAUUACCUGAUUUGGACCUAAUGUUCAGCAUUGCGGACCAGUCAUCUAUCAAAUCGGCGGAUUACAGUGGGCCCAAUGCAACGGCCCCACCUCCAUUGUUCCGGUAUUGCGGAACAGAUGACACGUUGGAGAUUGUUUUUCCUGAUUGGUCGUUUUGGGGAUGGGCAGAGCUACAUAUAAAAUCAUGGGAGGGAUUUUUAGAGGAGCUAAAAGGCCGAGACAAGAGGUGGAUGGAUAAGGAGGCUUAUGCACACUGGAAAGGCACCCCACUUUCUCGAGAUAGAAGGGAUCUCUUCAAAUGCAAUAUCUCCGACAAACAGGACUGGGGCGCUCGCCUGUACAAACUGGAUUGGAAUAAAGAAAUACAGGAAGGGUUCAAACACACAGACCUGGGCAGCCAGUGUAUGCACAGGUAUAAAAUAUAUGUUGAAGGACGCGGAUGGUCAGUGAGUGAAAAAUACAUCCUUGCCUGUAACUCUAUUACCUUAUUGGUGAAGCCACGUUAUUAUGAUUUCUUCACAAGAGGCUUGAUGCCGAUGCACCACUAUUGGCCCGUAAAUAACGAUGACAAGUGCAGAUCUAUUAAGUUUGCCGUUGAAUGGGGCAACACCCACGAGCAAGAGGCAGAAGAUAUUGUGAAGGCAGCAAGUGACUUCGUUCACGAGGAUUUGAAGAUGGAUUAUGUGUAUGACUAUAUGUUUCAUGUUUUGAGUGAAUAUUCCAAACUCAUGAGAUACAAGCCCACUAUACCUGAAAAAGCAAGAGAAAUCUGUUCAGAGACAUUGGCUUGUAAAGCGAUAGAAUUACACAAGAAGUAUUUGAUGGAAUCGAUGGUGAAGGAUCCGACAGACGUGAGGCCAUGUAACAUGCCUCCUCCAUAUGAUCCUCGUGCGUUUCGCACGCUUCUCAGAAGCAAAGCAAAUUCAGUUAGCCUAGUAGAAUUGUGGGAGCAGAGAUACUGGGAGAGAGAAUCAAACAAUACAUAA
Messenger RNA from Rhododendron vialii, 1685 nucleotides. RefSeq lists its product as uncharacterized. The record is from RefSeq and is a predicted model, not a curated record. The transcript is spliced from 6 exons. Lineage: Eukaryota; Viridiplantae; Streptophyta; Magnoliopsida; Ericales; Ericaceae. The coding region runs from base 114 to 1685 and encodes 523 amino acids.